This is a messenger RNA of Aspergillus fijiensis CBS 313.89, 1231 nucleotides long. RefSeq lists its product as uncharacterized. The transcript has a single exon. Bases 477 to 1214 code for a protein of 245 amino acids. NCBI's taxonomy places the organism in Eukaryota, Fungi, Ascomycota, Eurotiomycetes, Eurotiales, Aspergillaceae. The record is from RefSeq and is a predicted model, not a curated record.
AAUGCUACUGUUACUGCGUAAGUGCAACUGUUGCAACGCAGGGCGCGAUCCCUUACCCGCAGAUGCUUCUACACGGAAAACACUUCCGGUAUGACAAUAGCAUAGAGUCAGUAUAGAGUCAAGUUCACCUCACAAUCAACUCACUUCAGGGGGAACGCUGUGUAGUUCUCUUUCUCUUGCCCCCGUCGAAUUUUCUUCUCUCCUACCACUCCCUUGAUUCUCUCUAAACCUCACCAAAACCUCACUCCAACCUCCAAAAAACCUCAGAGUCAAGCAGAUCUUCAUACCCAAGAUCACCGAGUUGAGCACAACCAAAAAACCACUAAAACCACGAGUUGAGCGCAACCAAAACACCACCAAAACCACUGAGUCGAGCGAAUCUUCAAGCUCCUCCAAAUUGUCAAGCUCCUCAAGCAAAAACAUCAAGCUCCUCACUCCUCUCACGCUCCUCAAUCCUCUCUCCAAAAACCUACAAGAUGAACCGCAAAGCUCUCAAAGCUUUGAUCACCAAGCUGCAAUCCCGCAGCGUGGCCUUCCUCGCCUCAGCGAUGGAACCCCACCACCCACAAGCCGAAAUGGCCUCUCCUCUUCCAUCUCCCUCCGAAAAGAAGCACGACGAGACCGCCGCCCAGGCAAGCUCCGCCUGGACCUGCGCAGCCAGCCCAAAAGAGCUGUACUGCCAGCCGAACUACGCAAAACUCAUCCUGGAUGCAUUCUGCAGCGGCCAGCCCGUGUCCUGCAUGUGCCUGCAGAUCAAGAGCGACCGGCUGCGCAACCAUCUCCGGGGGCCGUACCCCGCCAGCGAAGGGACACAGUUCCGGGCCGACGACAUCGAAUACGUCAUCCACCUGCUCGAGGGCAUGAGCCGGUGCGAGACCUGUCUCCGCGAGCUGCCGAGCAUUGCGCAGCUGCAUGGGCUCAGCAGCGAGACGAUCGAGCGAUACCGCCUGUUCUACCAGUCCCUGCAUCGGGCGUUCUUCAGUGGGGGAUGUGAUACGCACUUGAACAAAGAUCUUUCGAUCGACAUGUACUGCUCGUUCGCCGUGGAGCAGAUGGAGCGGAUGGCGGCGAGUAUUGGACGGAUUGUUGAGGCGUUGAGUGCGGAGCCGCGGUUUGAUCAGGAUGCGUGGUAUGUCGUGUUGAAUCAGGCAGAGCGGCUGAUGACGGCGGCCACUACGUUGCAGGGUCGGGUGGGGCAGGCUGCUCGAGUCUGAAGAUGAAGGGACUUUUU